Pieris rapae (cabbage white) is the source of this 803-nucleotide messenger RNA. Its product is annotated as THAP domain-containing protein 6-like. The transcript is spliced from 5 exons. Gene Ontology annotation, molecular function: sequence-specific DNA binding. NCBI's taxonomy places the organism in Eukaryota, Metazoa, Arthropoda, Insecta, Lepidoptera, Pieridae. Bases 38 to 664 code for a protein of 208 amino acids. The record is from RefSeq and is a predicted model, not a curated record.
UGACAGCGUACGUAAGCUCCGCAAAAAAAAUCAAAUUAUGCCAUCUUGUGCUAUUAUAUCGUGUCGGAAAAGAAGCCAGGUGUGUAGUGUAGUACGAGAAGGGAUUUCUUUCCACCGGUUUCCAACAGAUCUAGGUAUAAGAAAACUGUGGAUUGAGACAACUGGUAGAAUUGAUUGGAUCCCUACUAAAUGUAGCACAAUUUGUUCGCAACAUUUCGAUGAUGAUAAUUACAUAACAACAAAGUCAGGGAAAAGAAACUUAAAAUCAGGCGUUUAUCCGCACAAAUAUAUCGUUAUGUGUUGUUCUUCAUCACUACCAUCUACUAGUGACACCGUAACAAAAGCUGCAUCUACCCCAGACAUAAUUCAGAGUGCAUCUAACGUAGAUGAAAAAACGUGUCAAAAUACGCCGACUGUAGAUGACAACAAACCAACUCCAUCUACACCACGAAGAGAUAAGUCCAUAAAACCACGAAUCAUUGAGCAACAGUUAUUAUCGCCUUCAAACGCAACUUCACCUAGAAAAAGAAAACUACAAAACAUCAUUAUCACUAAAGAACAUAUCAUUAAGAAGCAGAGAUUACAAAUAAAAAGAAUACAAGCCCAAAAUAGAAGAUUAAAACGCAAAAUUAAUAAAAUUGAAGACAUUUUAUUUGAAAGAUGAAGAUACGAAUAUUCUGAAAAAUAUUAAUGUACAGGUAUAACACUCUCUUACACUAUCCAUGUUCGUAUUUUGUAUGCCGUUGUCGAUCGUUUUCUUGCUUUCUUUCAAUAUUAAAAAGCGUUACUACUUUUUUGAUCGA